Messenger RNA from Coregonus clupeaformis (lake whitefish), 1366 nucleotides. Its product is annotated as T-cell leukemia homeobox protein 1-like. Gene Ontology annotation, cellular component: nucleus. The record is from RefSeq and is a predicted model, not a curated record. Gene Ontology annotation, molecular function: RNA polymerase II cis-regulatory region sequence-specific DNA binding; DNA-binding transcription factor activity, RNA polymerase II-specific. The coding region runs from base 1 to 882 and encodes 293 amino acids. NCBI's taxonomy places the organism in Eukaryota, Metazoa, Chordata, Actinopteri, Salmoniformes, Salmonidae. Gene Ontology annotation, biological process: animal organ development; regulation of transcription by RNA polymerase II. The transcript is spliced from 3 exons.
AUGGAUCAUAUUGAAGCGCAUCUCCAUCACACUCACGUGGAGCCCAUCAGCUUUGGGAUCGACCACAUCCUCAACAACGUGGAUCAGAGCUGCAUGCUCGGCGGUAGGAUGCCCGAGUCGGACUAUGGACUCGGCUGCGUUGUCAGCACUGCCUACAACACCAUGACCGGUAACUUCACCGGCAACAACUCUGGAUAUAACAGCAACGCAUAUGGGGUAGCCAAUCUGAGCGGCACCUAUAACAUGAACAUGGGGAUGAACGUCAGUGGGAAUAACGGAGUCAUCCGUGUGCCUGCGCACCGGCCUCUGAACAGUGGACACUCGUCCAUCCCCGGUGGUAUGUCCACCAUGCCAGGCUCGAUUAACAACCUGACGGAAUUUACCUUCCCCUGGAUGGAGAGCAACAGAAGAUACACCAAAGACAGGUUCACAGUGGCGCUUUCACCCCUCACUGUAACACGCCGUGUAGGUCACCCGUACCAGAACCGAACGCCCCCUAAGAAGAAAAAGCCCCGGACGUCUUUUACCCGCCUGCAGAUCUGCGAGUUGGAGAAACGCUUUCACCGACAGAAGUACCUGGCUUCCGCAGAGCGCGCGGCUUUGGCUAAGGCCCUCAAGAUGACUGACGCGCAAGUCAAAACAUGGUUCCAGAACAGAAGAACAAAAUGGAGACGCCAGACAGCGGAGGAGAGAGAAGCAGAGCGACAGCAGGCCAAUCGGAUCCUCAUGCAACUCCAACAGGAGGCUUUUCAGAAAACGAUAAACCAACCGGCAAACCCGGACCCGCUCUGCCUACAUAACAGCUCCUUGUUUGCGCUUCAGAACCUCCAGCCGUGGACUGAAAACACCGCCAAAAUCAGCAGCGUGUCCGCCUGCGAAUAACAAACUCUGACCGCUUUUAUUUUCUCUCUUUAAAGUGAUUGUAGUAAUAUAGGGAACAACUUUUUAAGAUCAUGAAGAGGAGUUGAAAAAAUAUGACACACGAGGACCAGGAUUUAUCUGACACUGCCUCGAAAAAAGUUUAGGUUGAUAGUGUCAGUGAAUUUAAGCCAGGACACGAGCCCAAUAGCAACGUGCUUUUUGAGUUUCAGUUUAUCUGCCUGUUUUUACGUGAAUUCAUUUCGGAAGUUUUAUUUACAAUUUUCAGUAGAACAUAAUCCAGUCCUAAUUAUGGACUAAGCCUAUAGAUAGACCUUGAUAUAAGUUAAUAAUAAGUAAGCACUUAUUUUAGCACUUUCUCUUACAGGAAAACGUAUAGAUAUUCAUACCUGAUCAUUUGAGGAAUAGGCCUAAUUCAAGAAAAAUGUAUCGAUUCGUAAUAAUAAUAAUAAUAUGCCAUUUAGCAGACGCUUUUAUCCAAAGUGAC